AGAAGAAGAAGAAGAAGAAGAAACAAAUAAAAAGAAAAAGGGGAAAACAUUUUUAUCCGGACUUCAUCUUUCCUGAAGGACAUAUUUACAUUCUCCCAUCCUUACAUUUAACUUUUUAAAGCAUGGGACGAAGGAAAUAAUUGCAAUAAUUUAGUCGCAGGGAGUGGUAGAGGCGAGAGAAAGUUUUUAUAUUCUUUUUAUUAUUAUUAUUAUUAUUAUUAUUAUUAUUAUUAUUGACACAGACAGCAGUUAUUAGUAGUGGGAGAAAAAAAUAGGCAUAACUGCUCGUAAGUAGUUUAAAUAUAGUUUUGCUGUUGACAACCGCUGUCAACGAACUACAGAUGACAACUUUCAGAAAGUUCUCUUUCUUAAUAAUAUUUACCACGUUUGUUUCAUUGGAUGUGUGAUCGUUAACGAAGGAAAGUUCAGCUUUGAAGAUAACUGACGCAACUGCUUUAUGAGACAUCAUCCUCAACAACCAUGAAUACCACCAACAACUUCAACAAUCUUCCUUAUGAACAACAACUGUUAAAAAUCAAUGAAGAAAAGGUUCAUGAUUUUUUACUUGCCUUUAUUUAUCUGUGUGUUGCCAUGAUAAUGGGUGUUAUUGGCAAUGCCUUUGUCAGUUACAUUUACCAUUACAAACUGAGGCAAACUCCAGCCAAUUUGUUUGUUGUCAUACUAAGCUUCUGUGACUUUCUUGCCAGUUUAAUAUGUAUACCUAUGGAUAUUGCUAUCCUUACACUGCCAUAUGUAUUUGAAAAUGAUCCCGCAUGUCGUGUAAUAAGAUUCUUUGUCAUGGAUUUAUCCAUCACUUCUGGAGUCAUUGUCUUUGCCAUUUCUAUAGACCGUUUCAAGAAAGUAUGUUUGCCUUUGAAGAAACAAUUCACUCGACGCCAGGUUGGAAUCAUUUCAGCUGUAGUCAUCAUCUUUGCAACAGUUCUAUCAUUGCCAGGCGUUUAUGUUUAUGGAACCAAACAUUUUAGAAUACCAGGAACUCACUUGAACGGCUCUAUUUGCUCCAUAUCAGAGAAAGCUCACAAGAGUGUUUCCGCUGGUUUUCUAAUCCUUCUCAUGUCCGUAUGUUUACUUCUGUUAAUAACAUUCAGUACAAUUUAUUGUUUGAUUGCAAUAAAAUUGUGCCGCUACAAAAAGCAAAGAACAUCAUUGGCUGACUCCAUGAAAGUGAAAUCUGUUAGUCAUGAUGACAAUUCAAGAGAGUUGACCGACAGUAAUGACUACAUCAAAGAAAGCCGCCGUAUUGACAAGAUACAGAAGUCAAAAUCGAAAGGUUUUAGUUUGGAGAAGGAAACAUUUCGUGUUCGCUCAAACACACAGACAACUAUAAGAGAGCCAACUUCUUUCAUGAAUAUGACACGAACAACUUUAAUUAUGUUCUUUGUGACUCUCACUUGGGUAUUAAGUUACAUCCCUCAUUUAGCUUCAGUUUUAACAUUAAGCAGAAAUGCAGAAUUUAAAGAGACACUAAGUCCGACUAACAGUGCCCUCUUUGAGAUUGCACUGCGUUCUUUCUACUUAAAUAACAUGAUUAAUCCAUUCAUUUAUGGCAUAUUCAACUUUCGAUUCCGCAAUGAAGUUAUUGCAUUACUGCGAAAGACUUUCUGUUGUUUAAAAUUGAAACCAUCUUCUUGAGGAAACCAUUUCUCUUUUGUUCCCUUUGUAUUUUUAUUGAAUAAUGGAAUGCUGCUCCCAUACCAAGGAUAGUGUUGUUAUUACUGGACUGCCUUCAAAAUGUAAACGAAAGCUUCCCAGCUAAUUACUAAGGAUUCAUUGACCAACUUAUUAUUCUUACCUGUAGCCCAUAAGCUCACUCUAUCAUUUCUACUUUAACUACAUCAACCUCUGCACCUUGGAGCCAACCAGAUCUUUAUCCUUUUAUCUUUUAUGUGUUUCAGUCAUCAGACAGGACUGUGGUCAUGCUGGAGCACCACCUUGAAGGCUUUGAUUGAAAAAAUUGAAACCCAGUACUUAAUGUAUUUUUUUAAAGUCUGG
Messenger RNA from Octopus sinensis (East Asian common octopus), 2013 nucleotides. RefSeq names its product nematocin receptor 2. Gene Ontology annotation, biological process: G protein-coupled receptor signaling pathway. The record is from RefSeq and is a predicted model, not a curated record. Bases 481 to 1653 code for a protein of 390 amino acids. Gene Ontology annotation, cellular component: membrane. The transcript has 2 exons. Gene Ontology annotation, molecular function: peptide binding; G protein-coupled receptor activity. Lineage: Eukaryota; Metazoa; Mollusca; Cephalopoda; Octopoda; Octopodidae.